AUGGCUUACAACAACAACGACUACGGCGGCGGCGGCUACGGCCAGUCGAACCCGUACGCAAACAACACCAACGAUGCCUACAGCAAUCCUCCUCCCGCAUAUGGCGGCCACAAUGUCGAGAUGCAGCCACUCGCACAGCACGGCGCUCCCUACUCGGCGACUCCUGAGCCACAACGCGAUCCCAAUGCCAUCCUCAACGAUUGUCGUGCGGUCGGGCGUGCCAUUGACGACCUCGAGGGCCGACUACAGGAGCUAUCACGUCUCCAGAAGAACUUCAUCUCUGGCAGCGGCGCCAACAACAAGGAUGUGGACUCCCUCAGCGCCGACAUAAUGAGUGGCUACCGAGGGCUAGCCGAUCGUGUGAAGCGUAUCAAGGGACAGCCAGAUGCUGGCAGCCCUCGCAACAAGGCACAGGUCGAGGCUCUGGACCGCAGAAUUCGCAAGGCUAUUCAGUCAUACCAAACCACCGAGUCUGCGUUCCGCAAGGAGGUGCAAGAGCAGCAAAGAAGACAAUACCUGAUCGUCCGCCCAGAUGCCACGGAGAUGGAGAUUCGGGAAGCGACAGAGGCCGGUGCGGACACCCAGAUCUUCCAGCAGGCGCUGCUCAACGCAGACCGGAGAGGCCAGGCACAGAGUACAUUGCGUAACGUGCAGCAGCGUCAUGAGGCCAUCCAGCAAAUCGAGCGCACCAUGAUCGAGCUGCAGCAGCUGUUCCAGGAUCUGGAUGCUAUCGUUGUUCAGCAAGAGGCACCUGUCAUGGCUAUUGAGCAAAAGGCGGAGGAGACACACACGCAUCUCGAGGCUGGUAAUGUGCAUGUCGGCAAAGCAGUUGACAGCGCUCGUGCUGCACGCAAGAAGAAGUGGAUCUGCCUUGGCAUCUGUGUCGCCAUCAUCGUCAUCAUCAUUAUCAUCGUGCUCGCAUACGGUGCUACGCAAGGCUGGUUCAAGUCGAAGGAUAGCACCUAG
Fulvia fulva is the source of this 966-nucleotide messenger RNA. RefSeq lists its product as uncharacterized. The transcript has 3 exons. Bases 1 to 966 code for a protein of 321 amino acids. Gene Ontology annotation, molecular function: SNAP receptor activity; SNARE binding. Gene Ontology annotation, biological process: intracellular protein transport; vesicle fusion; exocytosis. Gene Ontology annotation, cellular component: endomembrane system; SNARE complex; plasma membrane. The record is from RefSeq and is a predicted model, not a curated record. NCBI's taxonomy places the organism in Eukaryota, Fungi, Ascomycota, Dothideomycetes, Mycosphaerellales, Mycosphaerellaceae.